Messenger RNA from Zerene cesonia (dogface butterfly), 3368 nucleotides. RefSeq names its product leucine-rich repeats and immunoglobulin-like domains protein 2 (gene haf). Bases 286 to 2823 code for a protein of 845 amino acids. Gene Ontology annotation, molecular function: protein binding. The transcript is spliced from 5 exons. The record is from RefSeq and is a predicted model, not a curated record. Lineage: Eukaryota; Metazoa; Arthropoda; Insecta; Lepidoptera; Pieridae.
CCGGAGUUGGGAGCCCAGUAUGCACGGGUCAGAUCGCGUUGGGGGGAACAGCGUCGCGUACGCACAGUGAGCCUCCGGCGCCGACCGCGACAACGUCCAGACAUGGAGCUAAAGCGAGCGAUCGCAUAGUACCGCUAGCGUAAACCUAUCAACAGUGACCUCUAUUUCUAAUAGGUACUAAUGAUGACUGAAAAUUCGUGAUCAAAGAAAAUCUGUGAGUGUUUAACACAAGUGAUACAAGGAGUGCGUGUGUUACAGGAUUUAAAAGUACAGGAUUGUGUAAAAAUGGAGAAUCGAAGAAGGCUACGUGUUAAGCCGUGGAAAGUAACGGUACUAUUCGUCACACUGAUCGCACACGUCCAGGGGCAGUGUCCGUGGAAGGAAUCACCAGCCUUGCAGGAAGCAUGCGUGUGUGCUUACAAUUUAGCUCGUCAAUUGUCUGUACAAUGCGAUCAGGUGAACUUUUCAACAUUAUUAUUCGCUCUUAAUUCAAAUGCUCGCAAAAUCACUAUAGAUCUCUUAUAUAUAAAUAACUCAACAGUAGUAGAACUCACAGAUGAUCUAUUUAUUAAUCUUGCUAUACAUAACCUACAAAUGUCAAGUUCUAAAAUAAGGAAAGUUCAAGAUCAUGCAUUUCGAGGACAAGGGCAAUUUUUAAAGAAUCUCAAUUUACAAGAUAACGAACUAACUGAAGUACCUACGAAAGCCCUGAGCAUUUUAACUAGCCUUUCUCUACUGGAUAUAUCAAAAAAUCGCAUAUCAUAUAUUGAAAAUAACGCAUUUGUUUCUCUACAAGAGCUCACUACUCUAAAAGUUUCAGAUAAUAAUGUAACACUUGCGCCAUAUGCACUGGUGGGCUUAGAAAACUCUUUGAAAAAUCUAAAUUUAAAAGGCACUAAACAAAAAUCUGUACCAGAAUGUAUCCGUGGUCUGAGAAGUCUAGCAUUUCUCGAUCUGUCUCAAAAUAGCAUAAGGGAAUUACCAGGACCUGACGGUUCUAAAACCUUCGAAGGCUUAGAAUCACUGACGGCACUGAAUCUUGAAAGGAACUUGCUAGUUAACUUAAGAAAAGAUGCCUUUGCAGGUGUUAAAAGUACAUUGAGCUCACUUAGUCUUCUUAACAACCUGUUACCUGAAUUUCCCACGGAGGCUAUUGCCUCUUUAACUGAGUUGAGGGUUUUAGACAUUGGAUUUAAUUUGUUAAACAAAGUACCGACUGAUGCAUUUUUAAACAAUCCUUCUAUAACUUUAUUAGCUCUUGAUGGAAAUCCUAUACCAACAGUACCUGAGAAAGCUUUAGCGCAUUUAAAUCUUACUCUACGCGGACUUAGUUUAGGCGGACGCUUCUUGAACUGUGAUUGUCGCCUGCGCUGGAUAAUUGAAUGGAUUCGCAAUGGAGAACUGCAAGUCACAUCUCGCGAGAGAAAUCCCCAAUUUUGCGGUAAUCCACCGCACUUUCGUGAACGCGGUUUUUAUAGUUUUGAGCCUAAUGAGCUUGUUUGUGAGCAUAGUUUACCUGAAGUCACAGAUUCUCAACCAACUACUAGUAAAAAAAUUAAUGAAUGGAAUACAAAUCAUACAACUACUUCCUCGUCUACAACAACGGCAACUGCUCCGACCACUACGACAUCAACCACUACUGAAAUCAUAAACAUCUAUAAUGAAACUUCCACUCAACUCUUUUCUCUUACAACUCCAACGACAACAUCUACAAAAUCUACUACUAGAAUACCUCCGGUACGACCAGCAGCGCCUACCUGGCGCCAUGCUCCAAAUCAACGACCACCUGUUGUAAUGAACUUCCCACAACAAAAACCUAAGAUUGAUGACUCAAAUGAAGUAAUUGUUAAGAACGCAUACAGACAAGAUAAUUCAGUUAUUAUCCAGUGGGAUUCUGAUGUUGCAAAUAUUUUAGGCUUUCGAGUAGUAUAUAGAUUAUUCGGUGACAAAAGUUUUAAACAAGGGCCACCUCUUGAAGCUAGUGAAAGAGAAUUCAAAAUAAAAAAUGUUCCAUCCCAGGAGUGUAUCGUCGUUUGCGUGAUUUCCUUAGAGGAAGUGCACGUCAGUCCGGAGACGGUACCGUAUUCGCAAUGCAGAGAAGUUCGUACAGUUUCAGCUUCGGCGACAAAUAUGGACAAGAUUACGAUAGCAGCUAGUGCCGCAAUUUGCGGAACCAUCGUCGUAGCUGUACUUAUUUUUGCAGCUGCAUCACGCAGGCGAUCAAGAACUAUCCACCGUCUGCACACGCAACCGCCUGAGAAACUACCGAAUCCAUGCUGUGGUGGACUUACUGGAACACCAAGUCCCAAUGGUCCUCUGUCUUCGCUAACUACGCUUGGUGCGUUUGGAAAGCAGCGUGAGUGGGACCAGGUGUCGGCUUAUAGUGCACGAUCUAUUCCGCGUGCACGUUCUUUUACUGAACCGGCUGCUCCAGAUCCUUUACAAGGCCGACCGGGACGCGCGCGUUCUCUGGCUGAUGGCCAAUCACAGCACAGUUAUUCACAUUCUGGCCGCUAUGGCGCGCCUGGAUAUCCUGGGAGCUUGUUAGGAUCGAGAACCGAUCUUCGACAAUCGCGUCAAUCAUUGGGAGCUGCAUCAGAACGAGCAUCUCGUUUGUCACUAAGCGGAGCUGCUGGCGGAGUGACAAGUGGCACGGCUGGGUCUAGAAGAAGACCUAGAUCGCGAUCACGACCAGCGAGUCGCUACAGCGUCGGCUCAAUCGGAUUAGGCUAUUGCGAUACAUCUGAUAACUGGACAGAUCAUGAUAUGGACAUUUAUAUGGCACGGAACCCAACAACCAGAGGCGGUCUUGUACCUUUAUAGCGAACGAAAAAGACGGUAUUGGGCGAAAUGAGGCGGCACGAACGUUAUUUGCCAUCACGAACAGUACAUAAGUACUGUAUAUCGUCAUGCAAUCCUCGGAAGCGCGCCAACCCAUGCCGACAUUCUCACCGUCACAGUUGCGAGGCCCACGAAUCAAAUAGUGACCUAACUUUGAAAGCAUUUAGGUGUCGAAAUAGGUGAAGAAAAGGACAGUAAAUGAUUGUCGUUUUUUUAAUUUCCUUUUAUAAGUAUAUACUUGACAAAAAUAUUUAUUUAUUAGUGAUAACGAUCAGAAAUAUAUUAAUUGUACAUUUGUUUCUUAAAAACCAUAUGGAUAUUUUAAAUCAUUGAGUGCUUCAUCAUGAAACCAAUGACAUGUGAAAUGUAUAUUUAGUAUUUACAAUAUAAUUAUGUAUAGUAAAAUAAUAAUAUAAAUUGUACAUAUUAGUGUUAUAAAAAACACAAUGGAAGCAGAUCCAAAUGGUGCUAUAGAUAAGUGACUGGUUAAGAAAAUGAAUGUAAAUAAAUAUUUAAUUAAAAUUAAA